This is a messenger RNA of Prorocentrum cordatum, 1824 nucleotides long. The record is from the annotation of a GenBank genome assembly. Lineage: Eukaryota; Dinophyceae; Prorocentrales; Prorocentraceae.
CGGCGACCGCGCCCCCGGAGGCUCGGAGCCAUGCGGGCCGCGUAGGCGCGCGCGCGGGGGGGUGGGGGCCGCGCGCCCUCCCGCGGCCGCUCGGCGCCGCGGGCAGCCGCGCGCCAUGGCGGAGCCAGAUGGCGGCGGCGACGCCGCGAGGCAGCAGAGCCAGGUGGCCCAGGAGCUGGAGAUCAUGGUCUCCGACGUGGAGGUCCGGGUGCGCACCGCGCUCCUCCAGGUUGUCAGACCGGUGCUGGUCGAGACGGCUAAUCUGAACGGAAGGCUGGUGGAGUUGGAGGAGCAGCUCAAGGGCAUGGAUAAGUUGGAGGAACAGCAGCGCGAGGUGCUCCUCGAGAUCGGCAAGUGCUCCGACUUCACUGCAGUGCUCUCCGACGAGCAGCGCCGCCAGGAGCUCCGGGCCAGGGCGCUCGAGGAGCGCACCGAGGAGAGCCUGGGGGGCAUACGCAAGCAGGCCCUGGAGCUGGACCGCAAGCUGGAGCUGGUGAAGGCGGACCUCCAGCGGCGCGCGCGGGAGAUCGCGACCGUGGACAAGGAUAACCAAUCCUUGCACGACGAGGUGCUGGCAAAGAAGAAGGAGGUGCUCGACGUCGUAGACGCGUUCAAGAAGCGGAUGGCCGAGGAGAGGAUGGACACCAUGGACAAGUUCAGGGAGGUGGACCUGAAGCGGGAGUCCCUGGAGCAGAGCCUCUACUCGGAGGGCGGCGGCAUCGGCAAGAUACGGCGCGACAUCUUCGAGCUCCACGCGGCGGUGCAGCCCAUCCCCCAGGCCCUCCAGGAGCUCGCGGACUGCCGCGACAGGGUCGACGCGCUGGAGCAGGGGCAGGCCCGCGUCGUCCAGAUCGCCGAGGACUGCAGCGAGUCGCUGAGGACCCUGCGGGCGGACAAGGAGCGGUACGAGAAGAGGCUCCGGGAGCAGCAGCGAGAGGCCGCCUGCGCUCCGGGCGCGCGCCUGCCGCGCGUCUCCGGCCGGAGGGGGCAGGCGAAGAGGCUGGACGCGCUGCACGAGGAGAUCUCCAAAGACAUCGAGGAGAGCCACAAGAGGCGGAAGAAAGACCGCCUGGUGUUGGACGAUGCGAUCCGGGAAGCCCGGCAGGAGGUGGAGGCCGGGAAGAUCGACUCCUUCAGGGCCAUGGAAGGCUUGCAGCACGUGAACAGGAUCCUGGGCCUGUCGCUGCAGAGCGGAAUCGUGACCUCCGCGCUGCUCGUCCAGGACUUCGCAGACCGCCGCUCCGAGCAGUGGGUGGCCCUCCAGGAGCACGAGGCCAGGCGGCAUCCGCACGGGCCGUGUAGCCCAGAGGAACUGCUGAGACAAGGCCGCGGCGCCAGGCCGCCCGGGGCCGCGCCGCAGGCGCUGAACCUGCACCGCUGCGAGCUGGUGCCCGCCGAGUACCAGCCGGGCCAAGUGGCGGUCGGCGGGGCGGUGUUCGACCGCAAGGACCUCCUCCUGAUGCAGCACAAGCUUCUGGAGACGGCGCAGGCGGCGCUGCAGCACGGGCCCCUGUCGGAGACAGGCAGCGCCCACGCGGCGCCGCCCGUGCAGGCGGGGCGGCAGCGCAAAGUGCUCGGGCCGGAGCCCGCCCCCGGCGCCGGCGCGGCGGCGAAGUACGCGGCCGCGGAGGCGAGGGAGGACGGGCCCGGCGGGCGCCAGCCCGGCGGCAGCGAGCGGCAGCCGGAGGCGCGGGGCAACCGCCGCAGCACCUCGCUGGACCCGAAGGGCCACGCUGGCAGGCCGCCCGAGGACGGCAGGGCGAAGCGGCAGUCGCCCGCUGCCACAGCGAGGCUGCCGCUGGCACUGCCGGCGGUCCGCCGCGC